GAAACGGCUUUCCUCAGCCAGAAACGAAGAUGAGAAUGGAGUGGACGACCCGCCAUUGAGACACACUGUCUCUCUCUCUCUCUAACCUUCCGGCAAUAAUGGAGCAAGCUGCAUUAAUGGCGCCGGGUCAUUGAUUUUGCUGCGACAGUGCAGAAGAAGCGGAAGAAGAAGACUACACACUGCAGCCUCUUCCUCAGCUCAGCUUAUCGCCGUCGUCGUUCACCUCCAUGGAGUUCAAUUCCACCUCCGGCGCUGCUCCCUGCUCCCCGACAACAAUUCCCAUCGUCUCGACCCUGGCUUCCCCGUUCGAGGCCUUCUCCCCGGUCACCGGCUCCGGCGCCUCCGCCCGGAAGCCCAUCAGCCUGUGGCCCGGGAUGUACCACAGCCCCGUGACCAACGCACUGUGGGAGACGAAGUCGAAGAUCUUCGAGCGGCUCCUCGACCCCCCCAAGGACGCGCCGCCCCAGAGCGAGCUUCUCGUGAAGACGCCGGCGCAGACCCGCACCAGUAUACUCUACGGCUUCUCCUCCGACUACAUACUGAGGGAGCAGUACCGGGAUCCUUGGAACGAGGUCAGGAUAGGGAAAUUGCUCGAGGACCUCGAUGCCCUAGCCGGUACGAUCUCCGUCAAGCACUGUUCUGAUGAUGAUAGCACUACGAGGCCGCUCCUGCUCGUGACUGCAUCAGUCGACAAGAUUGUCCUCAAGAAGCCAAUCAGUGUCGAUGUCGAUCUAAAAAUAGUUGGUUCGGUCAUAUGGGUUGGGCGAUCAUCGAUCGAGAUACAACUCGAAGUCAUUCAGCUUAUAAAUGGGAAGUCUGAUGAUGCAGAUUCAGUGGCACUGACAGCCAACUUUAUCUUUGUUGCCCGCGACUCUCAGACGGGGAAAGCUGCUCCAGUGAACCGGCUUUUGCCUGAAACGGAGCGAGAAAAGUUGCUUUUCGAAGAGGCAGAAGCAAGAAACAACUUAAAAAAGAGAAAGAGGGGCGGAGAAAGGAGGGAAAUUGAGAACGGAGAAGUAAACAGGCUCGAAGAUUUGCUGUCCGAGGGAAGGAUUUUCUGCGACAUGCCUGCCUUAGCUGACAGAGACAGCAUUCUUUUACGAGAUACCCGUCUAGAAAACUCAUUGAUUUGCCAACCACAACAGAGGAACAUACAUGGUCGGAUCUUCGGAGGGUUUUUGAUGCACCGGGCCUUUGAGUUGGCCUUUUCAACUGCUUAUGCCUUUGCGGGGCUUGUGCCUUGCUUCCUUGAGGUUGAUCAUGUCGAUUUUUUGAGACCUGUGGAUGUUGGAGACUUCCUGCGGUUCAAAUCAUGUGUUCUAUACACUGAAAUGGAGCAUCCAGAUCAGCCUCUAAUAAAUGUCGAGGUUGUCGCUCAUGUUACGAGACCUGAGCUGAGAUCUAGUGAGGUCUCAAACACGUUCUACUUCACUUUCUCUGUGCGUCCCGAGGCAAAGGCCAUGAAGGACGGAUUUAGGAUUAGGAAUGUGGUUCCGGCAACGGAGGAGGAAGCGCGCUGCAUCUUAGAGAGGAUGGAUGCAGAGAACUUGCAGCCUUCAAGAUGAGUGAACUGACGACUAUACGGGGUCAGGUCGAAGCAAAAUGAUGCAUUUGGAAUAAGGAGAUUCAGAACCCCAAUCUUCCACGCAUAUUAAGUUAUACAGAUGAAAUCAAUAAGUAGCCAGUAGCUCAUUAUACUUAGGAAUCCUCUCAGGGGAAAUUCCAGAUUAUAUCGCGCAAUCGAGAAUGUGGGCUGUUUCGGGCAAGAAGGGCCCGGUGGUCCGUUAAUGUAAUUGGGCUGAGCCAUUGUGUCCUUGGCCCAACCCCGAAAUGCCCUCUUUUCGAUUGGACAAUUGUUAAGAGUUAAACUAAACCAUAUGCUUUGAUCUACUGAUGAUUAUUUACCCAAUGUGAGUA
This is a messenger RNA of Punica granatum (pomegranate), 1917 nucleotides long. The record is from RefSeq and is a predicted model, not a curated record. Lineage: Eukaryota; Viridiplantae; Streptophyta; Magnoliopsida; Myrtales; Lythraceae.